Molecule: messenger RNA, 566 nt
Organism: Enhydra lutris kenyoni (northern sea otter)
Lineage: Eukaryota; Metazoa; Chordata; Mammalia; Carnivora; Mustelidae
Product: unc-51 like autophagy activating kinase 2
Exons: 7
Coding region: 72-566 (164 amino acids)
Biological process (GO): axon extension; peptidyl-serine phosphorylation; autophagosome organization
Cellular component (GO): autophagosome; cytoplasm
Molecular function (GO): protein serine/threonine kinase activity; ATP binding
Source: RefSeq, a predicted model, not a curated record
CCGCGGUGCUGAGCCCGGCCCGCCUCGCUGCAGCCGCCCGCCCGCCCGCUGUAUGCCCCGGGGGCGCGGCCAUGGAGGUGGUGGGCGACUUCGAGUACAGCAAGAGGGACCUCGUGGGACACGGGGCCUUCGCCGUGGUCUUCCGGGGGCGGCACCGCCAGAAAACUGAUUGGGAGGUAGCUAUUAAAAGUAUUAAUAAAAAGAACUUGUCAAAAUCACAAAUACUGCUUGGGAAGGAAAUUAAGAUCUUAAAGGAACUUCAGCAUGAAAAUAUUGUAGCACUCUAUGAUGUUCAGGAAUUACCCAACUCUGUCUUUCUGGUGAUGGAGUACUGCAAUGGUGGAGACCUGGCAGAUUAUUUGCAAGCUAAAGGAACUCUCAGUGAAGAUACUAUUAGAGUGUUUCUGCAUCAGAUCGCAGCUGCCAUGUGGAUUCUGCACAGCAAAGGAAUAAUCCGCAGGGAUCUCAAACCCCAGAACAUCUUGCUGUCAUAUGCGAAUCACAGAAAAUCCACUGGCAGUGAUAUUCGCAUCAAAAUAGGUGUGAUCUAUGUGAAGUGUGAGUAA